GGGGAGCUGGGGUCGGCCUCUUCUCACAGAUUUUCUAUUUUGUACAUACAUUGUUUUGUAUAUACUGUAUAUGAUGACUUCGGUGGGCAGUGAACGUACCCGGGGCACUCGGGACAAAACGCAAAUUUCAACCACACAGCCAAUACAACAACAGAAACAAGUAGUACAGGCAACAGCAGAACAGAUUCGCCUUGCUCAGAUGAUCUACGAUAAGAACGACGCAGAUUUUGAAGAUAAAGUGAAACAACUUAUGGAAGUGACGGGGAAAAACCAGGAUGAGUGCAUAGUGGCAUUACAUGACUGUAAUGGGGAUGUGAACAGAGCUAUCAACAUACUGCUGGAAGGAAGUUCAGACACGACUUCUUGGGAGACUGUAGGGGGAAAGAAGAAAAGCGUUGGAAAAGAAAGUUCAGAAAACAAAGAGAACAGAGAAAAACGAGGGGACAGAGAAGUGAGUCGCGGACGGGGAAGUUCCAACAGACGGGGAAGAGGAGGCAGCCGUGGCCGAGAGUUUAGAGCUGAAGAGAAUGGAGUGGACAACAAUCAAGGAGACAGGCCUUCAGACCGUGGAAAACGUGGCCGUGGGAGAGGGUUUGGACGUGGCAGAGGGAGAGGAGCGGGGAGGUUUUCAGCCCAAGGCAUGGGGACAUUUAACCCUGCAGACUAUACGGAGUCUUCUGCCACUGAUGGCUUUGGGACAAAAUCAGAGAUUUGGGAGACUGGUCAGAAUGAUGCAGAUGAUGGAACUGAGCCAACCCAGAGUGGAUGUUACCUUGCUCAAGACCUGCCAAAUAAUUUUGGAUUCCGAGGAGCCUGGAAAAAUUCAAUAGAAGAAUGGACAGCAGAAGACUGGAACGAAGAUCUUUCUGAAACAAAAGUCUUUACUGCUUCCUCUGUUCCAGCUGAGAAUCAUGUGACUCCUGGGCAAAGCAUUGAUUUGGUAACAUUGCUUCAAAAGCCUGUGACUUCCACUCAAGAGACAGAAGGCAACUCGUUUGAGACUCCCCAGCAGCAGACCUUUGGCCAAGCCCUAGUCUUCACAAAUUCUCAGCACAGCACCCAGAUGGCGUCAGGAACUGGCAAUUCCAGUGCUGUAAACUCCUAUUCUCCUCAGAGUCUGGUAAAAUUAUCUUAUUCUUUGAGUGCUCUUCACGAGGAGAUACUUCAGGUUAAGCAGCUUUUCCAGUACUGGUCAUUUCAUGAGAUGUUUCAGUAUUAGUAAAAUUCUGUCCCA
Messenger RNA from Cygnus olor (mute swan), 1234 nucleotides. RefSeq names its product ubiquitin associated protein 2 (gene UBAP2). The coding region runs from base 71 to 1219 and encodes 382 amino acids. The transcript is spliced from 12 exons. NCBI's taxonomy places the organism in Eukaryota, Metazoa, Chordata, Aves, Anseriformes, Anatidae. The record is from RefSeq and is a predicted model, not a curated record. Gene Ontology annotation, cellular component: nucleus; cytoplasm. Gene Ontology annotation, molecular function: protein binding.